AAAAGAUAACCUAAGGCUAGCAGUCUUCAUGUCUACAGUCAAACUCAUUGCAUGUGUUCCAUCCAGAUGUAUUUUUGCAUAUUAUAAUAAUGGCAUCUCAAUAUAAGACUAUUCACCCGGUGAAAUACCUGCGAGAUUAUCUUGCACAAGACAUAAGACCCGAUGGCCGUGAAUUUCUUCGAUUCAGGCCUGCAAGCGUCAACAUAGGAGCUAUUACUCAGGCAGAUAGUUCAGCCAUAUUCAAGAUCGGCAGUACAACUGUUGUCUGUGGGAUCAAAGCUGAAUUGGCAGCUCCAAAAGCCGAUACUCCAAAUUGUGGAUAUUUAAUACCAAAUGUUGAACUCUCACCACUGUGUUCUCCAAAAUUUCGCCCUGGACCACCCAGCGAUCAGGCUCAAGUUGCUUCUAAAACGAUAGAUGACAUUUUAAUAAAUUCUGCAGCUGUGGACUUGACAGAUCUAUGCAUUUGCACUGAUAAACUAGUUUGGGUGCUUUAUUGCGAUCUAAUUUGCAUCGAUUAUGACGGAUCGGUUACAGAUGCAUGCCUUGGCGCACUUGUAGCUGCACUUAAAACUUUAACUUUACCAGAUGUCCAGUAUAAUCCUGAAACAGCGGCCAUAAUUGUAGACACAUCUGACAGAAAACCAUUUCCUCUCAAGACACUUCCUGUAUCUACCACGUUUGCAAUUUUUGAUGAACAGCUUCUACUUGCUGAUCCAACCGACGAAGAGGAAUCUCUGGCCAAAGGGAAGCUAUGUCUCGUGAAUGACGGGCCAGAAUUGUGUGGAUUUUACAAGCCUGGUGGAAUUCCAAUAUCUCAAGAACUAUUGUCAAAAAGUUUGGAGAAGUCUAAGAAGAGAGCAGAUCUUAUCAGAAAAGUUAUCGAGGCUGCAGUUAAAACCUAAGAAAGCACUAUAUCAAUAAUAACACAAACUGUACUUUGAAUCGAAUUAAUAAAAUAAAC
This is a messenger RNA of Diprion similis, 964 nucleotides long. Its product is annotated as exosome complex component RRP43-like. Gene Ontology annotation, cellular component: cytoplasmic exosome (RNase complex); nuclear exosome (RNase complex). The transcript is spliced from 8 exons. Lineage: Eukaryota; Metazoa; Arthropoda; Insecta; Hymenoptera; Diprionidae. The record is from RefSeq and is a predicted model, not a curated record. The coding region runs from base 90 to 905 and encodes 271 amino acids. Gene Ontology annotation, biological process: U5 snRNA 3'-end processing; nuclear polyadenylation-dependent mRNA catabolic process; TRAMP-dependent tRNA surveillance pathway.